Messenger RNA from Dendronephthya gigantea, 1527 nucleotides. RefSeq lists its product as uncharacterized. Gene Ontology annotation, biological process: proteolysis. The record is from RefSeq and is a predicted model, not a curated record. Bases 26 to 1417 code for a protein of 463 amino acids. NCBI's taxonomy places the organism in Eukaryota, Metazoa, Cnidaria, Anthozoa, Malacalcyonacea, Nephtheidae. Gene Ontology annotation, molecular function: cysteine-type peptidase activity. The transcript has 10 exons.
GACAGAUGUCAGCUGUCUGGUAAACAUGAUUACAAAUCCCAAAGUACCACCAAACAUUGUUCUGCCACAACAACCACACAACUCAUUAACAUGGGGGUUAGUUCAUGAGACAAGUGCAAGGGAUGCUUACUUACGAGUUGAAAGGCACAAACACCACAAUAUAAAGUUAGUGUCUAAAGGCUUUCUCAUUUCAAAGAAGAGAAAAUUUCUUGGUGCCAGUCUCGACAACAUAAAGACAUGCCAGUGUUCCAGUAAUUGUCCAGAUGUUGUUGUCGAAUAUAAAUGUCCAUGGAAGCACAAAGAUAUGCAUCCCAAAAAAGCGUUUUUGACACCAGAAAUUGGUGGUAUUGAAAAAGAUAAGACCUUCUGUCUUACCAAAAGCAGUGCAUACUAUCACCAGAUCCAGGCACAAAUGUUUGUUUCUGAGCUUUUUCAUUGUGACUUUGUUGUUUGGACAAGUCAAGGAAUUUUUGUUCUGCCAGUAUCAUAUGAUGCUGCAUUUAUGGACCAUGUUUGCAAUCAGUUGGAAGCAUUUUGGAAAGCAGAAGUUCUCCCUUGUAUGAUGGCAGACUCAAACUUGAAUGUUGCUAACACAGUAACUGGGGACAAUCUAGAUACAAACAAAGAAACUGCACCUAGAGUUACAAACAACAAUGGGCAUUCAGUUUCCCCUAUGGUAACCCAAUUACCUUGCAAUGAACCUUGCAAUAUGCAAGUUAUGGAUUGUGAUGGGAACAAUUCCACUACAACAACAUCAUUCAAAUUUCACGGUAUUGAAGUGUAUGAGCAAGAUAUUACAACCCUCGAGCCAGGAAUGAUGCUUAAUGACACAGUUGUAACUGUCUUAUUUGAAGAACUUGCUUGUCCAUUCCCAGUCAUCGAUUCUCUUUUUUAUUCUGUUCUUUGUGGGGAACAAGAUGUAAGAAAAGCAACAAGCAGGUCUGAACGAAUCCUAUCAGCCCAACCAUUUUUCAAGGCAGAUAUUUUGAAAAAUGACUACAUAGUAAUUCCAAUCAACAGGAGGCUACACUGGUUACUAGCCAUCAUAACCCCAUGGCAUGUGCUUUUUUUGGACUCUUUAUCCUGGGAAAUUUCUAGCAAAAGAGCUGAAAUGAAGUAUUUAAUCAGUUAUUUAGAUCAUAUGUCUAAUAUAUCAGGGAAUCCCAAUAGAUGCACAAGUUUGAAAUGCCAUGUUCUAAAGGUUCCAAGGCAGGAUCCUCAUACUAACAACUGUGGGAUUUACAUAGCAAUGUUUCUCAGUAGCUUUGAAAAGGACAUUGAAAAAUAUGAGGAAAAUCCUGAUGAGUAUGUCAAAUUGACUCAUUGUUGGUUCACAGAAGAUGAAGCUGAAGAAAAUAGAACCAGGAUUAGAAACCAACUUACAGGACUGAGUUUAUUGGCAAAACAUAGAAAAUAAUUUACAGCUCAAGUCUACAGUAUUCUUCCUCCUUGUUUAUACAACUGGGCUGCAAAUUUACUAAUGCAGCACAAACAGCAAUUAUUGAGUUUACAUGAGGCUUCAUUGUU